AUGAGCGAUCAAAGUUCGCAAGACCCCGCUCCAGAGCGGUGUGUGGGAGGUGAGGAGGAGAGUGAGGAGGGGAAGGAGAAGAAGACGGAGAAGAAGACGGGGAAGAAGAUGGAGAAGAAGGCGAAGAAACAUGCCUCAUAUAACGACAGGAUGGGAAAGAAGAUUAAGAAACCUCAACGGAGCAAAUAUGACGGUGUCGAGGCCUUGCUGCUUACCUUCGAAAACCACGACCUGAAGGACUUGAACACUGAGACCAUUCAGCUUCUAGAUGCGUUCAAAAAGUUGGGCUAUAAAGCCAAGACGUUUGAUACCCCUAUGAAGAACUCUGAGAGCGCCUUGCACAAGGAGGUGGACAACUUCUUGAGCAAGCCAAGAGAGAAGAACAAAAAUAUACUUCUCAUCAUUUACUAUCACGGACAUGGCGGAGUGUCAUCCGAUGGACUGGAAUUCGUCAGCCAUAACAUUCCGGACGAUACAUAUGAGCUGGGCCGCACGAUGAGAUCGAUCCUGGAGCACCUUGCCAACGCCAACAACAGCAAGAGUGCUGAGGCUACCCAGUGCAUCAAGUGCGCUGGAUCUAACGGCUGCACCAAUUGCACCAUCGGCAAUGAUCGAACUAGGAAGAACAUAACCAACGAGUGGAAAAGAUAUCAGCCCGUUGCCCGGGUGAAGUGGCAUUAUAAAGACCAGCAAAAACCAAGCCUCAGGACCAAGAUUUUGGACGCACAGAACGACACGCUGGUCAUUCUUGACUGCUGCAAUGCGGGACUUGCUACCGUGGGUAGGGCGUGGCAAGGUGUCGAGAUGGGCGACUAUACAGCGAAAAUCCAGGAAAGCGAUGAGAAACUCAAUCCUUACCGCAAGGAGCUGAUUGGGGCUUGCGGCUGGGACGUCGCAACUGCAAAUUGGAUGACCCGGGCUCUGCUACAGUCCCUGGAAUACCAGCUGCGUGAUAAGCUCCACGCUGUGUCGAUGCCUACGGUCGUUCGCGACAUGAACACCAUUCUGGGCGACAAGUUUUUGGAAGCAGGCGGGGGACAUCGCGAUCGCAAGGCAUUCCCCCAGACUGUGCACUAUCUACUCGAUCGAACCAGGAGAGGAAGAAUACUUUUGGAGGCGCUCAAAAAGCCGGAAUGGGAGCCCGGAAAGAAGGAGAAAGCGAAACCAAAGCGGCGUAGAGCAUCGUAUUGA
Fonsecaea nubica is the source of this 1191-nucleotide messenger RNA. RefSeq lists its product as hypothetical. The transcript is spliced from 3 exons. Bases 1 to 1191 code for a protein of 396 amino acids. The record is from RefSeq and is a predicted model, not a curated record. NCBI's taxonomy places the organism in Eukaryota, Fungi, Ascomycota, Eurotiomycetes, Chaetothyriales, Herpotrichiellaceae.